Molecule: messenger RNA, 617 nt
Organism: Rhodamnia argentea
Lineage: Eukaryota; Viridiplantae; Streptophyta; Magnoliopsida; Myrtales; Myrtaceae
Product: biogenesis of lysosome-related organelles complex 1 subunit 1-like
Exons: 3
Coding region: 33-497 (154 amino acids)
Biological process (GO): endosomal transport
Cellular component (GO): BLOC-1 complex
Source: RefSeq, a predicted model, not a curated record
GAGAGAGAGAGAGAGAGAGAGAGAGAGAGAGAAUGUACUCACCGCAGCUGCCGCUUGCUCGGACGCGCGUCUUGUCUCCCUCUGAAUCGGAGAUAUGCCACGCCGAUCCCCAUCCCGUUGGCGUCGGGGGCUUGGAAGCUUCUCUGCUCAGCCUGAUCCACCAUCACCACCACCGAUCCGUCCUCCUCCGAGACCGCACCGAGAAAGCCCGGAGAGAUGCAAUUAGGAGCGCAGGGGCGGUGUCGGAUCUGCUGGUGGAGGCGGUGAACGGAGGGGUGCAGGAGGCCUUCCUCAACCAAAAGCGCAUCGAGCUCGAGAUUCGAGCUUCGGCUGCCACCGUCUCCCGCUUCGUGAAGCAGACCGAUCACUGGCUGGCCUCCACCCAUGCUCUCAACUCCGCCAUCAAGGAAAUUGGGGACUUCGAGAACUGGAUGAAGAUAAUGGAUUUCGAGUGCAAGAGCAUCAAUGCAGCCAUCCGCAAUAUUCAUCAACCUUGAUUUUCACCACUCUGGAAAUGGAAUCCCACUCUCUCUCCCGGAGUCGGAAGCUACAGGAAGGAUCAUGGCCUGUCUUAAAUCCAUCCACACAUUUAUGUUAAAAUCGCUUGAAACCUUCGA